Messenger RNA from Bombyx mandarina (wild silkworm), 879 nucleotides. RefSeq names its product osiris 7 (gene Osi7). The record is from RefSeq and is a predicted model, not a curated record. NCBI's taxonomy places the organism in Eukaryota, Metazoa, Arthropoda, Insecta, Lepidoptera, Bombycidae. Gene Ontology annotation, cellular component: membrane.
AUGUGGAGGACGUUGUUUAUCUUCGCUUUGAUUGCGGCUACAUCCGCUCUGCCCGCCCAAGAUACGUCGUACUCUGAAAACGAUCUCGACGACUGCUUAAAGAAAGACCCUACAUCCUGUCUGAAAAACAAGUUCUUCUCAUACGUGGACAAGUAUAUAGGGCAGAAGGAUUCGUUCGCUCUUACCGAUGGAGUGAAGAUCUACAAGUCAGCUGAUGUCAUACAGACGGGAGCACCCAGAUCUCUCGACCCGCUUUCAAGACUGAGGACCUAUUUGGAAACUCAUUCUCUUAGUGUUGAAGUGAAAGGUACUGACAUUUUGGAUGCUGUGACUGGUGCAGGAAGAGCUCUUCAAGAUACUGUGACUUCCUUCGUCGAUGAUGACGCCGCGGAAGAAAGCAGAGGGAAAAAGAAGAAAGCCUCAAAAAUCCUUGGGCCAAUAAUGGCGAUUAUGGCUAUGAAGAUGAUGGCAAUAAUGCCUCUUGCGAUCGGAGCUAUAGCGUUAAUAGCCGGCAAGGCGUUACUGAUAGGAAAACUGGCAUUGGUCUUGUCAGCGAUAAUUGGUUUGAAGAAAUUGAUGUCACAACAGAAGCACGUGACUUAUGAAGUGGUGGCGCAUCCUCAGCAUACAUCUAGUCACACUUCGAGCCACGAUUAUGGAGGUACAAGCGGAUAUGGCGGAGACUCGUCUAGUGGUUACAGUAGCGGCGGAGGUCACGGAAGCAGCGGAUGGGGUAGGUCAUUAGACGCGCAGAGCCUAGCGUAUUCAGCCCACAAACCCCAUUAGUUAGACACGGUUACUUGCUCCGAUAAAUCUGUUUUCACUCGGCGCGGUGGAUGCGAAUCGCGGUCUGCGACAUAGUGAUAGUUUUGCGUUUAA